This is a messenger RNA of Ictalurus furcatus (blue catfish), 2825 nucleotides long. RefSeq names its product beta 3-glucosyltransferase a (gene b3glcta). Lineage: Eukaryota; Metazoa; Chordata; Actinopteri; Siluriformes; Ictaluridae. The record is from RefSeq and is a predicted model, not a curated record. Gene Ontology annotation, molecular function: acetylglucosaminyltransferase activity. The transcript has 16 exons. Gene Ontology annotation, cellular component: membrane. Bases 393 to 1886 code for a protein of 497 amino acids.
AAGCCCUUAAAAUACUUGUUUUGUCCUUGUAGGCAAACCCUUAAUGAUUAUAUCCUAAACCUUACAACAGAAUGUUUCUGUAGGUCUAAGUAGACUUAUCCCUUAUCCAAAUGACCCAUGGGAAGACCUGUAACACAACAAGCACUCAUAUAUACAAAAUACAGCAACAACAACAACAAUAAAAGUAUUUCAGCAGUUACUGUAACCGUGAGUAAAAUGGAAAGGGAAAAUGUCCACCAGAGGGCGCGACUGAGACGUGUGUUUUUAUUAUUAAUUUAUUUUUUUCUAACAGGAAGCGCGUGUGCAGAAUCUCCCUGGUGUUGAAUCCUGACUCUGAUACCGGAGUGAAGGCAGUUUACCGGGGAUCUCACGGGGUGAACUAACUCUCUGUAAUGAUGGUUCAUUUCGGAUACAAAGCAGCAGCAUUCAUCUUUUACUCACUCGUGGCCUUCACUGCUGCAAGCAAAGAUGAGAAAGAGAAGGUCUCAAAGGUCCAAGACACAUUUCCAGACAGACUUCCCCAUGAAAGACAACUCUACCUGAGGGAGGUGGUGUUUGUCAUCCAGAGCCAGAGGAACUCCUUCCAUGCUCAGCGAGCACAGAGACUCCGAGCGGAUCUGCUCUCACAGGCUGAAGCGCUCCAAGAGAGCCUUCCAGCCGUCCUGCUUCUUCACACACUGUCUGAGAACGAGGGAGACUGGAGCAUUCUUCCCCUACUGCCUUACUUAUCCUCUCACUUUGGGAAAAACUCCUCAUGGGUGAUGUUUCUUGAAGAGGAAACGAGCGUAAAGCUGGAGAAACUUCACAGAGUCCUCAAGACGUUUGAGCGCAGAAAAGAGUGGUUUCUUGGCAAGCCGCUUCACGAUGAAGAAUCCACCAUCAUCCACCAUUACGCCUUCGCUGAGAACCCGUCUGCCUUCAAGUACCCAGACUUCAGUGCAGGCUGGGCCCUGAGCAUGCCGCUCGUCAACAGGCUCUCCAACAAGGUACAAGAACAGUCUCUGAAGUCGGACUUCACCAUAGACCUCAAACAUGAGGUGGCGCUGUACAUCUGGGAUGAAGGUAAAGGGCCUCGGCUCACGGCUGUUCCUGAACUGUGUACGUUGCCGGAGCGUUCUCCUCAAGCCCAGGGCUGUGCCACUACUGUAAACACACACUCACCACUGUGUGGUGAGCCUGUUAAAAGGGAGGACAUAUUUGUAGCGGUGAAAACGUGCAAGAAGUUCCACAUAGAAAGAGUCCCUGUGGUGAAGAAGACCUGGGAGAAACAAGCUUCACAUCUGGAAUACUACAGUGAUCACGCUGAUCCUUCCAUCCCAACCAUUGAUCUUGGUGUCCCCAACACAGACAGAGGUCACUGUGGGAAAACCUUUGCCAUCCUGAAGAGAUUUGUAAGCAGCGUCGUACCACAAACCAACUGGUUACUCAUCGUCGAUGACGACACACUUAUCAGCUUGCCCAGACUACAAGCACUGCUAAGCUGUUAUGAUCCCACGGAGCCGGUGUUCCUCGGGGAGCGUUACGGUUACGGGCUUGGCCAGGGAGGAUACAGCUAUAUCACAGGUGGAGGAGGGAUGGUGUUCAGCAGGGAGGCUGUACUCAGGCUCUUGGCCAGCGGCUGUAAAUGCUACAGUAACGAUGCUCCUGAUGAUAUGGUAUUGGGGAUGUGUUUCAACUCUCUGCGACUUCCCGUCACACACAGCCCACUGUUUCACCAGGCACGGCCAGAUGAUUAUGCCGGAGACUUUCUAGCCCAUCAGACUCCCAUUUCUUUCCACAAGCACUGGAAUAUUGACCCGAUUGCAGUGUUUCACAAGUGGCUAAUUGAUGAUGUGCAUGGCUCCAGUACAGAACGACUCAGAAAAGCUUCUAAAGAAGAGUUAUAGCAAAUGGACUCUUUAGCCAGACGGAGACGUGGACAGGACAUCCCAGAGAUUUGUGGAGCCGCUCGGUCGCCUUUAUGUCUCGUCCCAGCUUCUCUUAGAACCGUUCAGAAUUGGGCAGGCCGGUCCAUUACAGACAACGCUGCCUCCUUCCUGCCUCCUUCCUCUCCAAAUAUCUCUUAAACAGCUUUGAGGUGUGUGCAGAGUCUUCGAGAGUCACUGAGAAUUUAAAAAAAAAAAAAAAAAGGACUCAGAAAUGUGUUUUUAAAAGGCAAGGUGUUGUCGAUCGUUUGACAGGAAAUGUAUGUGAGAGAUAUUUAUAAUAUUGGUCAUUAUUUGCCAAAAAUAUUUUGGGUUUUUUUUUGUUGUUGUUGUUUUUUGGGAUAUGUUUUUUUUUUCUCUAAUUCUGUGUAUUAUAUUACUUAUAAAACUGCCAUUAUUUUAAAACAAAAAUCUUUGCGUCAUUAUUUAACUAACUGGAUAACUAACUAACUGGAUGCUUUUCCUUUAUUGCCUGGGCACUGUCGCAACACCUUCAUAAAAUAGGGUGUGUUUUAUGUAAAGUAACUGUAUAUGAGGUUGGUAGGUGGGUGCCGUAUGCAUGUAAUAUGUAAAUACGGGACUAGUGGGCGGAAGCUUGUUUCCAUGCAGUUGAAGCUGAUUCAAAGAUUCACAAAUCACCCCUUGCUUUGAUGUUCUACAACAGUUUUGCUGAAUAAUGGCCUAUGUCCCUCGACAAAAACGGGAUUUUAUAUUACUGAGAGCACGUUCCAAACAUUUUCAAACAGUAGUUUAGGUGUCAAAAAAUGGAAUCAAUGUUUCAGUGUUUUUGCAGCCUUUUAUAUGCACAGCUGGAGUCUAAAGGGGUUUUAGUGAUCCUAAUGACAGUGUAAAAUACUCCAAAAGAGGUUCAUUGCAGAAGCAGAGCUCUUGAUGUUUUGU